UCGUAGUUAGUUCAACUACGUGUGUAAGAACACUCAGCCGGCAGACGGCAUUGCUAAAUAACCGCGGACUGCAAGCGCACGAUAUGAGUUCUUCUCUGUAACAGAGAGCUGCAAACGAAGAACAGUGUUUUUCAUGAAACCCGCGCUCGAUUUACCGAAGCCUCAAAUUGAGAAAUAAACUCGGCUGUGCCAAUACUAUUUGUAGAGAGGUCGGCGGGAAUGGCUUCAUCUCCUUGCAGCAGUGGUAGUAACUUUGAUUGCGGACUUGAAAUCAAAACUCGUUCGGUGGAGCAAACGCUCAUCCCUCUUGUCUCUCAGAUAACCACCCUGAUAAAUCACAAAGACAAGCUAAAGAAGUCAGAAAAGACGCUGCGGGCUAUCCAGAAGGUCGGACAGGCAGUCGGCGUUGCCGUGGGGCGCUUUGUUGCUGUGGGAGAGGCCAUUGCGCUGGAGAAUGAGGAGCUAAGGGAAGAGAUGGGGCAUGCCUGUUUCGAGGCCAGGCGAGCAGGCACAGCCAUAGCGCAGCUGACGGAUGUGUGUGCUGUGGAGCAGACUGAAGGCAUCAGCCGCUGCACUGUGUUCAAUGACAAGACGGCUAUGGUGAAGGCUGCCCGCAUGCUGCUCUCCUCUGUCACCAAAGUGCUGGUGCUGGCCGACCGCAUCGUCAUCAAGCAGAUCACCAGCUCCCGCACCCGAGUGCUAGUGACAUUGGAACAGUUGGAACGAGUCAGCACCUUUCAGGAAUUUGUGCAGAUCUUCAGCCAGUUUGGUAACGAGAUGGUGGAGUUCGCCCACCUUACAGGAGACAGGCAGAAUGACCUGAAGGAUGAGAAGAAGAGGGCGCGGAUGGCUGCUGCCCGAGCUGUGCUGGAGAAGUGCACCAUGAUGCUCCUCACAGCAUCCAAGACAUGUCUGAGGCACCCAGACUGUGAGUCUGCACGGAUCAACAAGGAUGCUGUGUUUCAGCGCAUGCGUCUGGCCCUGGAACAGGUCAUCGAGAUCGUCACAGACGCAAGAACCAGUGGCGAGGCAAAAGUGCUACCCAUCAGCAUCUAUGCUGGGAUUCAAGACUUCAAGGCUAGGGUGGAGGGUCUGAGGGACUCUCUGUACUGUGUGUCAUGUGAGGCUAUAGCAGUGCAGUUGGAGGCCCUAGUGGAGCAGACUGAAGACUUCACAGAUUCUGCCUACACCAGCCAUGAGCGGCGGGAGAGCAUCUUGCAACUGUGCCGCAUCACACGGCAAGAGACCCAGCAGCUCCGUGCUACCUGGAGACAGGAUCAGCAGUCACUCAAAGCCAGAGAAGUGUCAGAGGAAAUGGAGGUGGCCAUUCUAAAGACCAGUCAAAGUGUCAGUGAGCUGAGGAGGGAGCUCCACAGUGUAGCAGUGGGAAGGGCCAGUGAGUUCCUGAAGUUGCACUCCGAUCAUGCUGUCCUGCAGGCCCUGAAGACUGCAGGUGGGGAUGGGAACUUGGAGGUGGUGGCAGACCUUGCACGCACACUCACCGAGCAGAGGGAGCAGCUGGUGGAGACGUGUCGACUGCUGUGCCACAUCUCGGGGACAGAGCCACUGGAGAUCACCUGUAUUCACGCGGAGGAGACCUUUCAUGUGAUUGGCCCCCAGAUCAUCUCAGCAGCACAGACCUUUGCGCUGCACCCCAACAGUAAGAUCGCCAAAGAGAACCUGGACGUGUUUUGUGAGGCCUGGGAGUCGCAGCUGGCAGACAUGGCCGUGCUGCUGAAAGAGAUCAACGACGUGUUUGAUGGCCGCAGAGGUGAUAAAAGAGCAUAUCUAUCAUUACCUAGACCUGGAAAGCACUCAGCUAAUCUGAAGAAUGUGAAAGCCACAAAGCUUGAUGCAGAGGAGCUGAGCACCAUUGCUAAGCUGGGGUUGGAACUGCGGCUGCUCACUUCGGACGUGGACUCUGAACUGGAGCGCUGGGAGGAGCAGGAGCAUGAGGUGGCACGCCUGUGUGGGAGCAUGGCCAGGGGGGCCUACUCCGUGGCCUUCUUCACCAGGGGGGAGGGCCUGUUGAAGACCACCCUGGACCUGUUCCACCAGGCUGAGCUUCUAUCAGAGCAGGGUCUCCAACUAUGCGCCCUCCUCCAGUCCUUCUCUGCCCAGCUGCUGGAUGAGGAAAAAAUGCUCAUGAUGUCAGAGACAGAGAAGCUGGCAGUCUCCUGUCAGCAGUUGCAAGGCUGUGCCAAAACUCCGGUCCAUGGGAAGAGUGCUACCUUCCAGAAGGUGGACUCCUGUAUACAGAACACCAAAGGCAUUAUGACAGUGGUGGCCUCCCUUCUGCCACUGUGGCACAAGCUCAUCAGGAAGUGUAAAUCGGAGUGCAGCAGUGUGGGCUCACCCCCGCACUGGCAGGACAUGCAGUUGAGUCCUCCACUUAAGGAGGAAGCGCUGAAUGGCAAGGGAUCAAAUGGCUUUGGGGUCAAAUCCCUGGAAGAACACAUGGCCAGUCUGACUUUCCUAGAGAGCAAGUAGCCCAGAGCCUCCAUAGCCCUCCUCUAUGAAUUAUUCUACACACACACACACACACACACACACACACACACACACACACACACACACACACAGGAAGGCAGGCAGGCAGGCAUAUGCACAGAUGAUAGAUGCACUGUAGUGCAUUCAUCCACUCUGUGCCUCUUUGUGCUCUGCUCUGACUCAUAUUUAGUGACGUUCAAUAGCUGUUAGUAUGUCAGCCACACUACUUACUCACACACACGCUCUAUCUCUCUCUCACACAUGCAUACCACGAACACAUAAAGACACAAAACACAUAAACCAGUGCAUGUUUUCUAGUCAAUUCCAAACUAACACGUGUCAUGGUUGAUGAAGAAGCAACUGUCAAGAUGAAGAGUAUAAUUUUUGAUCAGUAUAUUAUCACAUUACCCAGAAUAACUUAUUUUGAAAUGCAGACAAGUCACCUCAGUCAAUUCAAUGUAGGACACACACUAUGUUUAAUGUAUCUGCCUCAUUUACAUGUUGAUGCCAAAUAUGUUCAUUCUUUAAGUCAUCUCUGCACUGGCUGCCAGGUGAAGGCUACAGAGCCAGAGUUAUCAGACUUUCCAUUCUUAAUGUGCCUCACAUAACUAUUUUUAAAAGAGCAUCUCCAGUUAGUCACUUUCUAAAAAGCAAUCCUGACAAAUAUUACUUUGGUACAAUAGUGACUAUCACAGUACUAAAAAAGGUUUAGCUUUUUCUAUUUUUCAGUUUUUGACAGUCUUGUUGUGUGGACUGUCAUAUUGCUCACUGUGAUUUGUGUUGUUACUUGAAACAUAAUGGUGAUCAAACUCUGGUACACCAAUUCCAAAUGGUCUGAAGGAGGAGUGAGUAUGAAUGUCAGUAGGCUUGACGGGUGUAUACUUUAGAUCGAGGGAUUCAUACUGCACAAUCCUUCGUUUCUUCUCAUGCAUUGCAAUGCCUCAUACCGAAAAUUAUUUAGCCAUCUAGAAUAUACUAGAGUCCAAAGGGUAUUUGUUUAGAUGUUAUGUAAGUGAACACACUCUUAACUGUAGCCUGAAAGUGUGAAUUACCAUUACUGAACAUUUGGAGAAAGUGCUCUGUAGUCAGACCAUAAGCUUCAGAGAUGACUGAAAAGCUAUGAGACUGAGUGGAUUAGUUUUGGACCAUUGACCCUUUUGACAGUUGAAUGAUUGUUAAACCAAGAAAAAUCAAAAUAUACAUUAUUUUUCUUAAACAA
This is a messenger RNA of Electrophorus electricus (electric eel), 3709 nucleotides long. The record is from RefSeq and is a predicted model, not a curated record. Lineage: Eukaryota; Metazoa; Chordata; Actinopteri; Gymnotiformes; Gymnotidae.